UCCAAACCGGUGAACAUGCUGCCACUUGUCGGUACGCUCAGCCGAAACGAUCUGAAAUACGACGUGGAUCCCGCAAGACCCUUCUCCCACCGGCAACCGGCAAUUGCCGGUAGCCAGUAAAGACUCCCUGCUCUCAGCAAGACCUCACCUCUCCAUCCUCUUCCCUCGUCUCUCCUCUCCGGUCGCCCCCUCUCACAGUAGGAAGAGAAGAGAGAGAAAGAGAGAAACUCAGAGAUCAGCCAUGGUUUCCCCCUCCAAAGGCCGCGAGCACUUCAUCUACGUCGCCAAGCUCGCUGAACAAGCCGAGCGCUACGACGAGAUGGUGGAGUCGAUGAAGGAGGUCGCCAAGCUCGACGUCGAGCUGACGGUGGAAGAGAGGAACUUGCUGUCGGUGGGGUACAAGAACGUGAUCGGCGCGCGGAGGGCGUCGUGGAGGAUUUUGUCGUCGAUCGAGCAGAAGGAGGAGUCCAAGGGGAACGAGCAGAACGUCAGGCAGAUCAAAGCGUACAGGCAGAAGGUGGAGUCGGAGCUCUCCAACAUCUGCGGUGACGUCAUGACUGUGAUCGACGAGCAUCUCAUUCCUUCUUCUGCUGCGGGGGAGUCCACUGUGUUUUACUAUAAGAUGAAGGGGGACUAUUAUCGGUAUCUUGCCGAGUUCAAGGCAGGUAAUGAGAAGAAAGAGGCCGCAGAUCAGUCGCUUAAGGCGUACCAGGCGGCUUCUGCUGCUGCAGAGACUGAUUUAUCUCCCACACACCCAAUCCGUCUGGGUUUGGCUUUAAAUUUCUCUGUCUUUUAUUAUGAGAUCAUGAAUUCACCAGAAAGGGCCUGCCAACUUGCAAAGCAAGCUUUUGAUGAAGCCAUUUCAGAGCUGGAUACCCUGAACGAAGAUUCUUACAAAGACAGCACUUUGAUUAUGCAGCUUUUGAGGGACAACCUCACUCUUUGGACUUCUGACAUCCCUGAGGAUGGAGGUAAUCUGCAGAAUAGAAAUUGGAGAAAUUGUGCAACUGAUUCAGUCCCUUUAUAGUUUUUGAAUGUAGCUAUCCAUCUCAGCCCUUCGUUCUUUCCUUUACACCUGCAUGUGAAGCUCCAUGCUCCCCAGGCGAUCUCUUGGGCUGUUCCGUUCAAUGUGUAGGAUAUAGCCUGCAAUUCUAGAGCAGUAUGUCAGUAGUCCACGAGUGGUUUGGAAUGUUCAAGGAAAAAAGGGAAAAUAAAAACACAAGGACCCUCUUUUUUGAGACAGAAAGAAAGGCUUUCUGUUACACCUGAAAUGCAGCAUCAUCGUCCUCUCUUCCCCACCUUCUUCCCUUAUUUCCAUCUGUCCCCCCCCCACCCCCCUUUGUUUGUCGUGCUUGCUUCCUAUUAAGUUCUUUCUAUUUAUCGGCAUUUACGUGGAGUAAACAUGGUUCCAAAACUGUAAGGUAUCCAAAGCUUUUAUUUAAUGAGUUCGGCAUUAUUUUUGAGUGUAUUAUCUAUUUGAUUGGCCAGGAAAAGUUUAAUGGUAGCUACUUGUCCUCAACUAGUGAUGGAUUUCCACUCCGCUUCAUUUCCUUUGUCAUUUUUGGCGAUGAUCUGUUAGGAAAAAAAUUAAAUGCGUUGUUGUUGCAACAUUGUAGUAAGUCUGCAGUCACUUGUUGUACUAGGUUGUAAUCCUCAGUGGAAAUCUCGGUGCUCAGAUAAUUCUACUGGCAAUCAGAUGAUCUCAUUUAUUUAUAUAUUUAUUUAUUUAUUUUUGUUCUGUAUUCUUAUUUUACUACUGCAGAGGACCAGAGGAUGGAAAGCUCUUCUAAAGCUGGCGGAGGUGAAGAUGCAUAGGUGGGUUUGCUUAUUCCUUCGAUAUAGAUGAAUAGAUCCAUUGGGGCUGUUCCAUGCCUGUUCAAUCAUGAAUGUAUCGUCGUUUUUUAUGCAGUGAAACUGAAGGGAUUGUGGAAAACAAGAACGAUGAUUUCCCAUUUGAGUCUUCGGUAUUGUUUUUUUUUUUACCCUUUUGUUGUUUAAAGGAGUUUCGAAUUCUCCCCUCGAUUUGAUCCUUACUAUUGUAUGCUAUUGUUGUAAUUAAUAUGUUGCAAUAGUGUAUGCCUGAACACUCAUUUACAUCCCUUCCUGCUUGCUGCCGAAGGAUUGACAUGGUUUCCUCAGGAGGCUUUAUUUUUAUACUUACUUGCCUCAAA
Malania oleifera is the source of this 2171-nucleotide messenger RNA. RefSeq names its product 14-3-3-like protein D. Bases 242 to 1027 code for a protein of 261 amino acids. The record is from RefSeq and is a predicted model, not a curated record. NCBI's taxonomy places the organism in Eukaryota, Viridiplantae, Streptophyta, Magnoliopsida, Santalales, Ximeniaceae. Gene Ontology annotation, biological process: signal transduction. Gene Ontology annotation, cellular component: cytoplasm. The transcript has 5 exons.